Molecule: messenger RNA, 585 nt
Organism: Symbiodinium necroappetens
Lineage: Eukaryota; Dinophyceae; Suessiales; Symbiodiniaceae
Source: the annotation of a GenBank genome assembly
AUGGAUGUGAAGUUUCUGGUUGUUUGCUGGCAGCAGGAAAUUGCCUCCAGCUACGAUGUAGUGGACGGACCAAACGACGAAGGCGAGAUGUUCACUCGGCCGGGUAUCCUUGUGGAUGCCUUUCCAUCGCCUUAUCCAAACGAGGAGGCUGCUCGCUAUGCGAAUGGCGGCGCAAACCCGCCAGAUCUCAGCGUGUAUACGACCGCCAAACAUGAAGGCUUGGAUUACAUUUUCGCCUUGCUAUUGGGUUACAGGGACCCUCCUGCUGGCAUUGAAGUGCGCGAUGGGCUGUACUACAAUGUGUACUUCCCCGGAGGCCUAAUCGGAAUGCCCAGCCCCCUGCACUCGGAUGGCCUGGUCGAUUUCGAGGACGGCACCCCAUGCACGAAGUCGCAAAUGGCUAAGGAUGUGCCGGCCAUGGUUUCGCAUCACCACGUGUCCCCGAAUGUUGUAACCGUGAAGGAGGUUCCGGAGGGAACACCUGACGACAUGAUCUACUCAUAUGAGCAUUUAGGCAAUUUAGGCACAGGGAAAAGACUCAAGCUACGUACCGAUGCAUAUUGCAAACAAGGAGCCGAGGAAUGA